ACUGCGGCCACACGACCACCAUGCCGCCGCAAGUCAACAACGUAGUCAACAACCUCAUCAGAGCCGCGGCGUCUGUAUCGUCAGACAUCUCGGACGCCGACCUUGACGCUCACGUCGCCAAGCUGCUCGCAGCAGAAGCAAAGGCCAACGACGCAAAGUGGUCGGAGCUGGGGCUCAGCGCGUUCUUGGGCUCGGGGUCGGGAUCGGGGUCGGGGUCGGGCGGUCGUGACUCGCCCGACCCGUCUCUCCCAAAGCCGAACAAGCGCUUCCUCGCAAGCAUCAUCCGCAACGUCGACGGGCACAACACUGCCCUGCUGCGCCAACAGGCCGAGUCGGCUCGCGAUGCCCGCCGUGCGCGCGAGCCCGUUGCGUCGUCGUCAAGACGAGCGAACCCCGGUACAGCUGCGGGAAGGCUGUUCGGUGGCGCUUUACGCAGUGUUGGGCGCGACGCAAGCCGUAGGGACGACCGCGGCGAGAGAAGGGAGCGCGACGACGUGAGGCGAAGGGAGGAUCGUGACGACAGGAGAGAGCGGGAUAGGAGCAGGGAGAGGGAUCGCGACAAUGGCCGUGGGAAGGAUCGCGAGGAGCGUAAACGCCGCGACGACGACCGCACAAGAGAUCGUGACGACGCCCGCCGACGUGACGACGACCGUGCGAGGGAGCGUGGCGACGACAGCCGACGAGACCGCGACAACGACCGUAGACCAGACCGCGACAACGACCGCAGACCAGACCGCGACAACGACCGUAGACCAGACCGCGACGACCGAAGGGCAUCUUCCCGUCGCGACGACUCGGACGACGAACGCAGGCGGCGCCGACACGACGACAGCGAUGACGACAGGCGCAGCAAGAGGCGUAGCAGAAAGGACGACUCUGACGACGAACGCGACCGGCGACGAGACCGGCGUCGUGACGACGACAAGAGAACACGGGACCGGGACGACGAGCGCCGAGGCAAAGACAAGCGCGACAGGCGGCGAGACGACUCGGAGUCACCGCCACGGCGGCGACGCGACCGCUCUGAAUCACCUCGCCGGCGCUCCCACCGCUCGCCCUCAGCCUCACCGCCACCACCGCCGCCACCCGACCUAUCCCCGCCCGAGUCGCCUAUCUCCCGCAUGGACAAGUACUUCAAGAAGAGCUACGACCCGGCGCUCGACGUCGGCGAGGUGCCCAAGACGGGGCUGGUGACCGCCGUCGGGUGGGACAACAUGCUUGCGGUGUUGAAGGACAGAGGGAAGAAGCGACGCAAGAACUCGCCACGCCUAUCAGACUCGCCCGAGCCUGGCCCCAAACCCCGUGACGAGGGCUCAGCAUGGGCACGGCAGCAGCGCGAGAUGGCGCAUGCCAAGCCCGCGGACGAGAAGAGCAUCAUGGAGAUGGAGUACACUGCGCGGGGCGGCGUGCGCGAGUGGGACCAGGGGAAGUAG
This is a messenger RNA of Vanrija pseudolonga, 1433 nucleotides long. RefSeq lists its product as uncharacterized. NCBI's taxonomy places the organism in Eukaryota, Fungi, Basidiomycota, Tremellomycetes, Trichosporonales, Trichosporonaceae. The record is from RefSeq and is a predicted model, not a curated record. The coding region runs from base 21 to 1433 and encodes 470 amino acids. The transcript has 3 exons.